AUGGCUGCGGCUGUGAUUGCUGCCCCAGGCAGGGCUUUGCUUCGGGCAGGAUCUCAGCAGCUGUUCGGGCCGCGACUUGGAGCAGGCACCCUUGGUCCGGACCGCAACUUCAGCCUCUCUCACAAUCGGGGCACAGUUAUCGUGGAGCGCUGGUGGAAGGUGCCGCUGGCCGGAGAGGGCAAGAAGCCGCGCCUGCAUCGGCGACACCGCGUCUAUAAGCUGGUGGAGGACACGAAACACCAGCCGAAAGACAACCUCGAGCUCAUCCUCACGCAGUCAGUGGAGGAACUUGGAGUCCGGGGUGACUUGGUCUCAGUAAAGAAAUCUGUGGGCCGUAAUCGACUCCUUUCGCAAGGACUGGCUGUAUAUGCAUCCCCUGAAAACAGGAAACUGUUUGAAGAGGAGAAAUUGCUAAGACAAGAAGGAAAAUUAGCGAAGAUCCAGACCAAGGCAGGUGAGGCGGCAGUGAAGUUUCUGAGCAGCUGUCGCCUGGAAGUGGGGAUGAAGAACAAUGUCAAAUGGGAGCUAAACCCUGAAAUAGUGGCCCGCCACUUCUUCAAGAAUCUUGGUGUUGUGGUAGCCCCCCAUGCAGUAAAGUUACCAGAAGAGCCCAUCACACGGUGGGGCGAAUACUGGUGUGAGGUGACGGUAAAUGGUCUUGAUACUGUGAGGGUGCCUAUGUCUGUGGUGAACUUUGAGAAGCCCAAGACCAAAAGAUAUAAGCACUGGUUAGCCCAGCAGGCAGCCAAGGACACGGCCUCCAAAAGCUCCCGGACACUCUGACUUGCCCUCCCUCCAAGGCA
Molecule: messenger RNA, 803 nt
Organism: Orycteropus afer afer
Lineage: Eukaryota; Metazoa; Chordata; Mammalia; Tubulidentata; Orycteropodidae
Gene: MRPL9
Product: mitochondrial ribosomal protein L9
Biological process (GO): translation
Cellular component (GO): mitochondrion; ribosome
Molecular function (GO): structural constituent of ribosome
Source: RefSeq, a predicted model, not a curated record